Molecule: messenger RNA, 1404 nt
Organism: Didymodactylos carnosus
Lineage: Eukaryota; Metazoa; Rotifera; Eurotatoria; Philodinida; Philodinidae
Source: the annotation of a GenBank genome assembly
AUGUUAGCACUGACUCGAUGCAAGCAAAAUGAGUUUGAUACUCUUAGCGGGGGCCAAUUAGUUGUUGAACAAUUUAUCAAGGAUCAUCCAUAUAUCAAAAAGUUGAUUAAGCGGUCAGAUAAUGCCAGCGUACUUGGAGGACAUUCAACAGCUGAAGCAGAAAAAAUUCUACACGAGCAAGUGGGCAUUACAUUAUUAGAACGCAAUUAUUCUGAAGUUCAGCAUGAAAGGGAUAUAUGUGAUCGUUUGGCUGGUGCAGCAAAAAUGCGACUUAAAUCUUAUGUGAAUUCUGGUAAUAAUGUUUUGACUGUUCAUGAUAUUAAACGUGGCUUUGAUUAUUGUGGUGGUAUUAAAAAUACCCGCGUUGCUGUCGCUGAAGUUGAUAAAAGAUUAAAAGCAUUAGAAAAGUCACACAUACCAGAAAUAAGCUCAAUACGAAGUGUUGAAAAUGAAAAAGAUGAUAUGAUCAUUAGAAAAGCAUCCAAUGUUGGGAAAGGAUUCAAAGUACCGUUUCGGAAUCUGCAAAUUCAGCAGAUUAUGAAAAUCAUUGAAUCAUUUAAUUCUCUUCAAUAUAGCAAACAACAACAUACUACAUCAAACAGUCAACGUAAAGAUCGUCGUUGCAAUGUUUUUUAUUUUUGUAAUAACAAUGCAUACACUAGCGUGUUUGAAAAUGAAGAUGAUCUAUUAAGCCACAUUGCAAGUAAUCAACAUACAACUGUGGAACAAGGAACAAAAAGAACAUCAGGGGACAUAGCGCGUAUGCAAUUAUUUGAAAAAAUGCAGCAGACAAAUAUAUCAUCAAGAAGUUCUACUCAAGCAACGAUAACAACAAUAUUCAAUCAACCAUCUAUUCCGAAGCAUAUGGCCUAUCUCAGUGAACAAGGAUGGGCACUUCGAGUAAAACUAUUCGACGAAGGUGGUAUAUAUGGUACAAAAGUAUCAGCAGAAGAGGUUGUGAGACGAAUGAGAACAGAAAGAAAUUCACAUGGUUCCAAAAUCGUCACACCUGAUCAAUAUUUAACGGAAAAUCAGGUUAACAAUCAAUUCAAGCAAUUACACUCAAUAAACAAAAAAAGUAAAACUACAAUGCAAGUUGACAUCAAAGACUCAUCACCUGAUCGAGCGAAGCGAACUUUUACUCGUACAUCAACCAGGUCAAGAAAAGCUAUUUCAAAUGGCGAUAUCGUCGAUGAAAAUAAUGGUCAUGGAAAUAUACCAAUAAGAAGAAAGGCUAAACUUCCGGCUUCUCAUUCAAAAAAGCAUCGUUCGAUUCUCGAUAAUUUCGAUGAAGAUGACGAUAUGUUAUUAUCCGACAUCAAAAAUACGUUUCAGAAAAUGACACCGUUGGUUCAAAAACCACUAAUAGCACAUACAGAUAUCAGGGCAGAAAAUAAUGAUUAA